AUGGCUUCAGAAUCCAUCGAUGUUCUUGUCCAUCAAAGCUUUCCACUUGAAAAAUCUAUGUCAGAUUCUCCAAAAAACCUGUUUGAUCUCCCACCUGACUCCUUUUGGGUCCCCAAAGACUACGAACAAGAUUGGUUUGAUCGCAAUGCAAUGAUGCAACGUAAAACCUCCAUAAAACUCGGUUUUCUUGCUGGUUCAACUCGAAACUCCAAGUCCUUUUCUCAUCGAUCUUCACUCUCUUCCAACCAAAAACACAGACCAUCUCUCAUUGGACUCGCUGGUACUACUCAAACACCUCGCUUGGGCAUAGUUAGAGAUGCUAAUCGACAGCUAAACCAUGUGGGAAGUUCUUGGUUGUUCAGAAGCAGGUCUGAACCUGGAGGGAAGCCACCAACGCAGCUCUCUGAACCGGGUUCUCCUAGGGUGUCUUGUAUUGGAAGGGUUGGAUUGAAGAAUAGUGGUCAUAGGAAAACCGGCAUCUUGAAGCUUUUCAAUUCGAUUUUUCGCGGUCAAAAGGGCAAAUUGCAUGUGGAUUUGAGACAAAGAAUGGAUCGGCCGGUAAGGUAG
Molecule: messenger RNA, 567 nt
Organism: Fraxinus pennsylvanica
Lineage: Eukaryota; Viridiplantae; Streptophyta; Magnoliopsida; Lamiales; Oleaceae
Source: the annotation of a GenBank genome assembly